UUGAAAAUGAGCAUAACGUUUGACUACGUGACAAUAAAUAGCACUUUCAACCCAAAAAACACACGCAUAAAUAUUUCUCACAUUAUUUACUCCAGCGAGAUCUUAAAUACCCAGCAAGAUCACAUUGCGUUUUUCAUUCAUUAUCAGCUGCUGGCUGCGGUUGAACUUCCAGCCGGAUGACGAGUAGGAGGUCUGUCGCCUGUUGUGGCAAGUCUCAGAGAAGGCUACUCCCCAUCCCAGAAAACUUUGCCACCGUAGAUAAAGGAACACUAGGAAUUCCCAUCAGUUAACUAGAUACGUUUAUCGCAUUUUUGGAUGUGAAGAGGUGAUGCUGGGGGUGGCUGGAAUGACGGGCAACAUCGCCAAUGCCCUGGCCAGUGCGGCCUGUGAGCGAUGUAAGAGCGGCUUUGCUGCCACUGAGAAGAUAGUCAACAGCAAUGGAGAGCUGUACCAUGAGCAGUGCUUUGUGUGUGCACAGUGUUUCCAGCAGUUUCCAGAGGGACUCUUCUAUGAGUUUGAAGGCAGAAAAUACUGUGAACAUGACUUUCAGAUGCUCUUUGCUCCUUGCUGUCGGCAGUGUGGUGAGUUCAUCAUCGGUCGCGUCAUUAAGGCCAUGAACAACAGUUGGCACCCUGACUGCUUCUGUUGUGACAUCUGCCAGGCUGUGCUUGCAGAUGUGGGGUUUGUCAAAAAUGCUGGCAGGCACCUGUGUCGCCCGUGUCAUAAUCGGGAAAAGGCUCGUGGCCUGGGCAAGUACAUCUGCCAGAAGUGCCAUGCCAUCAUUGAGGAACAGCCACUGAUCUUUAAAAAUGAUCCUUACCAUCCAGACCACUUUAACUGCAACAACUGUGGGAAGGAACUGACAGCUGAAGCCAGGGAACUGAAAGGUGAACUCUUCUGUUUGCCCUGCCACGAUAAGAUGGGGGUGCCUAUUUGUGGAGCUUGCAGGAGACCAAUUGAGGGCCGCGUUGUCAAUGCCAUGGGCAAGCAGUGGCAUGUUGAGCAUUUUGUAUGUGCCAAGUGUGAGAAGCCUUUCCUCGGUCAUCGCCAUUAUGAGAGAAAGGGAUUGGCUUACUGUGAGACUCAUUAUAACCAGCUGUUUGGUGAUGUGUGUUACCACUGCAACCGUGUGAUUGAAGGCGAUGUGGUGUCUGCACUCAACAAGGCCUGGUGUGUCAGUUGUUUCUCCUGCUCCACCUGCAACACAAAGCUCACCCUCAAAGAUAAGUUUGUUGAAAUUGACCUGAAGCCGGUGUGCAAGCAUUGCUAUGAGCGUAUGCCAGAGGAGCUGAAACGGCGCCUUGCCCGCCGCGAACGUGACUCCAAAGACCGCAAGAAAAAACCUACUGUGUCUCAGUAGAGUUCUUAUUCUUUCCAGGUCGCUAUACAAUCUGCUGGAACAAGUUUGUCGAGUUUGACAUGAAGCCUGUUUGUAAAAAGUGCUACGAGAAGUUUCCUCUUGAGUUAAAGAAAAGGCUGAAGAAGCUGGCCGAAUCUUUAGGACGUAAGUAGGCACGUUCAUGUGGAUUUCAUCAUGGUGCGUUGUAGUCCUGACAGUACAUAUACACAUAUACAUGUAUAGCUAUCAAACAAUACAUUCCCAAAGUGACCUUAACUGACCUAUAUCCUCAUCAAGUGGUGGUAAAAAUAAAAAAUUAAUUCAGUUGUCCAUGUGUCAAACUUAAAUGAAUUUGAAUGUUUAGUGUGAAUUACUCUUGUGCCUUGACUGUAUUAAUGAUGUGUCAUAUUUGUAUGCAAUGGUAGCUAUAAUUGUGUAAUACUGUUAUGCUCUAAAGGUCUUACAAUUGGACAGGUAUAGGAUAUGGAUAGUCACAUUUGAUCACAUUUAGUUUGCUACAUGAGUAAACAGUGUUUUAAGGUACCAAAUGUGUCUAACUUGAAACCACACGCUAAUGAAAGUCCAAAUGAACUCAAAAUGUGUAAAAUACGGUUAUUGAUAUUAAAUGAGUUGUAUUUUUUUUCAUGCUUUGUCUCUGGUGCAUACCUUUCCCUAUCUAUUGUCUCGGUAAAUAAAACAUAAUUCACUAAAAGUACGUUUUCAUGACAUUGAUAUGUACACAUUCAAAAUAUACUUAACCAAUGUUAAAUGUUUAUGAGUGUGUUUUGUUUGUUGGCCCAUAUGAGAAUGAAUUGAUCUUAUAAUUUAAUAUAGUUGUACUCUGUUGGAAUAUUCAUGCUUUUCAUGAAUCAGCACAUUGCUUGUGCCUAAAUGAGCAAAAUAGCUUAGAAAUGAGAAAUGUGGUGUUAACAAAACUCUGUGCUUGCAUCAGCAUCAUUUAUUGUGGAGCAGUUUUGCAUUUUCCUUUUCGCAGUAUGUUUAAGUUUUACAGCGUCUGCUUAUUUGGAAAAUGAGAUUCACAGUUUAACGCAACAUAUGCACAUAUUUGCCUUUCUGUUCAUCAGUCAAUAUACAUAAGGUCUAUUAAGUCUACGAAAUAUCCAAUACCUUCUGUCAGCGCAGGUUUAGGCUGUGACAUGCAUGUGAGGCCUUAUUGCAGAUAACACACAAAAACACUUUGAAUUUGGCAAAUAAAAGAUACAAUAUGUAUACUGAACAGUUGGUAAGACUGAACUGAUCAUAGUUCACAUCAAAUGAUAAACUACACACAUCGCAGAUGUCUUCCACAACCAUGAAACUCUGAAAGUCUUUUUAACCUCAUUUGCGUGUUAACAGAUGGCACAAAGUGUGAUGACAUAUAAAAAAAAAUAAAUACCCAACCCAAAUUGGUUCUUUUAAAUAAUGCUGAGAAAUUGUGUAAUUACUCUUCCCAUGUUUAUGCACACUGUAUUGUUCAAUGAGAUAAAUGCUGAGCAACAUUUGGGGGAAUUAGUGUAUCCGAUGGUUUCUUAAAUAGCGCUUGUUGCCAAAUGGGGGUGUAUAUCUUGUCGGGGAUGUCUUGACAGCUGCUUGUGAGUCGGAUGCACAUUCUUGUGUUGCGGUUGAAGAUGUAGGGGUAACCCCAGGAAGCGAAGUCUGAAAGUCGUCCAUUCACCAAAGGUCAUGUUCAGCAAUUUUUUGAUGUCAUCUGGGUCACCGAAUACGAGUGCUGAGCCACUGAUACGAUUGCUCUUUACAAUAUCUGCAUACUUUCUGGGAUAUUCCAUCUUCUCCAGCUAGAGAAAAUAAGAAAAUUGAGCAUUAUGUAAAUGCUGUUUUGAAACUCUAAAUUACUUUGUGCUUCAGUAGCUUUCCUUGUAUGUUGUGUUCUGUAUUAAA
Molecule: messenger RNA, 3238 nt
Organism: Doryrhamphus excisus (bluestripe pipefish)
Lineage: Eukaryota; Metazoa; Chordata; Actinopteri; Syngnathiformes; Syngnathidae
Product: LIM and senescent cell antigen-like-containing domain protein 1
Biological process (GO): positive regulation of integrin-mediated signaling pathway; cell-cell adhesion; cell-cell junction organization
Cellular component (GO): focal adhesion; cytoplasm; cell-cell junction
Source: RefSeq, a predicted model, not a curated record